Erythranthe guttata (spotted monkey flower) is the source of this 2162-nucleotide messenger RNA. RefSeq names its product MACPF domain-containing protein At4g24290. The record is from RefSeq and is a predicted model, not a curated record. Gene Ontology annotation, biological process: regulation of salicylic acid mediated signaling pathway; plant-type hypersensitive response. Lineage: Eukaryota; Viridiplantae; Streptophyta; Magnoliopsida; Lamiales; Phrymaceae. Gene Ontology annotation, cellular component: plasma membrane.
CUUCUUCUUCAACGGCGGCGAUGUUCGAAGAAGAAGAUUACGAUAAGAAGCCUAUUGAAGUACGGGCAACUGAGGCUUUGGGGCAGGGCUUCGAUCUCGCAAGCGAUUUCAGGCUCAAGUUCGUUAAAAGAUGCCCCCACGGCCACGGCGGAAGGUUGAUUCAUUUAGAUGACCACCGCAAGCGUGACGUCAUCCUUCCCGGCGGCGUCACCGUUCCCGGUGUGCCUGAAUGCAUACGUGUCGAUAAGGGUGAUCACAUUCGAUUCAAGUCCGAUGUCCUCCAGUUCAAUCAGAUGUCAGAGCUACUGAAUCAGAAAUCAUCAGUACAGGGAAAAGUUCCAUCAGGAUAUCUUAAUGCUAUUUUUGAUUUGACGGGAGCAUGGUUAAAUGAUGCUGCGGAUGCUAAGUAUUUAGCUUUUGAUGGAUAUUUCAUCUCACUUUACUAUUUACACCUUACUGCAUCACCAUUAGUACUUCAUGACCAUGUAAAGAAGUCUGUUCCAUCUCGUUGGGAUCCAGCAGCACUAUCCAGAUUUAUCCAUACUUACGGAACGCAUAUAGUUGUUGGAAUGGCAGUUGGAGGGCAGGAUGUACUUUGUGUUAAACAGAAACCCUCUUCUCCAAUUCCACCAGCUGAACUCAAAGGAUACUUGGAGGAACUUGGUGAUUGCCUCUUCUCUGAUGCUAAUAGUCCUAUAUUAGAGAGAACUGCAAACGAUAACAAGAAGGUUCCCGAGGUGUUUAGUCGUAUGCUACAGGCACAUACCAUGCAGUUUACCAGCAUCACAGAAACAUCGAGCAAGGAUGGACUGACACUUAUUUGGUCAAAAAGAGGAGGUGAGGUGUAUGCACAAAGUCACUCGAGGUGGCUACAGACUAUGGCUGCUAACCCCGAAGCUGUACUUUUCAAAUUUGUACCAAUAACCUCUCUACUGAAUGGAAUUCCUGGGAGUGGCUAUCUUAGUCAUGCCAUUAAUUUGUACCUACGAUACAAGCCCACUUUAGAGGAUUUGCCGUAUUUUUUGGAAUUUCAAGUUCCAACUCAGUGGGCUCCUUUGUUCUGUGAGUUGCCCCUUAGGCAUCAAAGGAGGAAGGCAUCUUUCCCUUCUUUGCAGUUUAAUUUCUUGGGUCCAAAGAUUUAUGUCAGCUCUACGCAGGUAAUAAGUGAUCGAAAGCCAGUGGUUGGUCUGAGGCUAUAUUUAGAAGGAAAGAAAAGUAAUCGGUUGGCAAUACACGUGCAGCAUCUAUCAAGUCUUCCCAAUAUUAUGAAACUGACACAAAAGCCGCCACAGUGGCGAGGAUCUGAUGAUUAUGAAUCGAGCGAUCAGUUCUUAGAGCCAGUGAGAUGGAAAAAAUACUCAAACGUAUGUUCAUCGGUAGUUAAGCACGAUCCUAGCUGGUUGGGCGGCGGCGGCGGCGGUGGUGGUGGUGGUGGUGUUUUCGUUGUGAGUGGGGCACAGCUUGUGAUAAAAGGGAAGUGGCCAAGGAAAGUUGUUCACCUCCGUUUGCUUUAUACGCACAUUCCGAAUUGUAGUAUUAGAAAAACGGAGUGGGCAUCUACUCCUGAAGCUACUAGAAAGUCGAGUUUCCUCACGAAUCUGAGCACAACAUUCACGUUCACUCAGAGGGCGGGAGUGGGUGAUGCCGCCACAAAGCAGCAGGCGGCAACAACUUUGAACUCUGGAGUAUAUCCAGACGGGCCGCCAGUUCCUGUUAGAUCUACGAAGCUGCUUAAGUAUGUUGAUGCGAACGAGGUUUCGCGGGGUCCUUAUGACUCCCCAGGACAUUGGUUAGUGACUGCUGCUAAGUUGGUGGUUGAAUCUGGCAAAAUUGGUUUGCAUGUCAAAUUUGCUUUGUUAGAUUAUUCUUCACGAGAUGCAUACUAGUCACUAUUUACUCUUCUUUUGUAUAUAACAGGUUUUGCAUCAACCCUUUUUCUGUUUUUUUUGGUGUUUGUGUGUUGUAAUUUUAAUUUUAUGUCCGAAAAACAUGGGAAAAAGUUGUAAUGGUGAGAGAGACUUCAUGGCGUUGUAUAGAAUUUUGAUUUAGUUAUAUUAAAUUGUUGGUAUUUUCUACCCAUAAUACCCUUUGGAGUGUGAAUGUAAUAUUUCGAAAUGUGCAGGGCUUUAUGACAGUGAUAAGUAUUUUUAAUUUGACCAUUA